Molecule: messenger RNA, 656 nt
Organism: Vidua chalybeata
Lineage: Eukaryota; Metazoa; Chordata; Aves; Passeriformes; Viduidae
Gene: BTC
Product: betacellulin
Exons: 6
Coding region: 10-549 (179 amino acids)
Biological process (GO): positive regulation of cell population proliferation; epidermal growth factor receptor signaling pathway; positive regulation of mitotic nuclear division
Source: RefSeq, a predicted model, not a curated record
GCGGCGCGCAUGGAGGCGGCGGCGGCCCCGGCCCCGGGCGGCGGCCCCGGUACCCUGCUGCUCUGCCUGGCCUUCGCCUCCGGCUUGGCGUUCUUCAGCUGCGUGGGCGCCGACACCAACGUCACGGCCGGCCACGGCACCGAGGGGCUCAGCUGCGGCGCGGCCAAGGGAUGCGCAGGGAACGGGACGCAGCUGCGGCGGCAGAGCCACUUCUCCCGGUGCCCGGAGGAGUACCAGCACUACUGUGUCAAAGGGAGGUGCCGCUUCCUCGUGGCCGAGCAGGCGCCGGCUUGUGUGUGCGAGCGGGGCUACACCGGGGCUCGCUGCGAGAGGGUGGAUCUGUUCUACCUGCGAGGGGACCAGGGCCAGAUCGUCAUCAUCUCCCUGAUCGUCGCCAUCGCCGCCCUCAUCAUCCUCGUCGUCGGCAUCUGCCUCUGCAGCCACCACUGUCGGAGGCAGCGUAGGAAGAGAAAGGCAGAAGAGAUGGAAACGCUAAACAAGGAUGGACCUUCCAGAAGUGAAGAUGUGCGGGAAACGGGCAUCGCGUGAAGGAGCUCCCGGUACCUGCGGGCGGGUCCCGGACGGCAGCAGCGGCUGGCUCCAUGGGCGAGGGCUAAAACGUGCAGCGGCUUGAAUAAAGGGGUGACGGAAAGGUG